Messenger RNA from Andrographis paniculata, 3107 nucleotides. RefSeq names its product ABC transporter A family member 7-like. The record is from RefSeq and is a predicted model, not a curated record. Lineage: Eukaryota; Viridiplantae; Streptophyta; Magnoliopsida; Lamiales; Acanthaceae. The transcript has 18 exons. Gene Ontology annotation, molecular function: ATP hydrolysis activity; ATP binding; lipid carrier activity. Gene Ontology annotation, biological process: transmembrane transport; lipid transport. Bases 57 to 2894 code for a protein of 945 amino acids. Gene Ontology annotation, cellular component: intracellular membrane-bounded organelle; membrane.
CUCGCAAGUCCAUAUAUAACGGCAAGAGGCUAGAGUGCAACGGUUGAAUUUCGGCUAUGGCGGAUUCGUCGGUAGGACCGUCGAGUUUCUGCACUCAGGCGAAUGCUUUGCUGAGGAAGAAUCUGAUUUUUCAGAAAAGAAACAUCAAGACAAAUAUUCGACUUGUUGCUUCACCAGUUUGUAUUUGUAUUUUGCUUCUUAUCAUGCAAAUUGUGGUGGACAAUGAAUUAGACCAGCCCUCAAGAAGGUGUGGGUGCACUUGCGUGGAUACUGAAGGGAGUGGUCAAUGUGAACAAAAGUGUGGGAUUGAAUACUCAACUGCAGAACAAGCGCGGCGUUGUUCCAUUCCUCAUCCCCCCACAUGGCCUCCGUUAUUACAAGUACCUGCACCACAAUACCGUGCUGUGAGAACUGAUUAUAUAUCAUAUGGAGACUUGCCAGAUGAGAGAUGCAGGAGAACGGGUUCCUGUCCUGCAACCAUGCUCAUUACAGGAGAAAACCAAACAUUUGGACAACGUGUGGCUGAGAGCUUCUUUCCAAAACAAUUAAGUAUAAAUGCAUCUGAUAUGCUCUACAGCUUAGCUCUUAAUGUGCUGGGUUCAGAAACAAUGACUGAGAUUACAAACUUUCUUGAGCCUGCUUUUAUAUCAGAUACUCCUGUUGAUUAUCUCCAACCUCAAUGUACAUCAACUGCUGAUAUUUCAUUCCCUAUCAAUUUUGGCCCUGCUACAAUUGAACAAAAAUUACGCUGUGUUCGAGGUUUGACUUUGUGGCGAAAUAGUUCUUCAGCUAUCAAUAGUGAGGUGUACAAGGGUUAUCGUACAGGGAAUCCAGAGAAAAAGAUUAGUGAGAUUUUAGCAGCUUAUGAUUUUAUGAAUUCAAAUGAGAAUCUAUUCAAUGUGAGCAUAUGGUACAACUCUACGUAUGAGAAUGAUACAAGCAGAAAUCCUAUUGCUUUGAUGCGGUUGCCUCGGUCUGUAAAUUUGGCUUCAAAUGCAUAUCUUGAAUUUUUGCUUGGACCUGCGACAAAAAUUCUUUUUGACUUUGUGAAAGAAAUGCCAAAACCUGGAACAAGACUCAGCCUCGAUUUUUCUUCUCUUCUAGGGGGGCUUUUCUUUACAUGGAUUAUAGUACAGUUGUUCCCGGUUAUACUUACAUAUCUGGUCUAUGAAAAGCAACAGAGACUGAGAAUUAUGAUGAAAAUGCACGGGCUUGGCGAUGGACCAUAUUGGCUGAUAUCUUAUGCUUAUUUUCUUGUAAUAUCAUUAAUCUACAUGCUUUUCUUAGUAAUAUUUGGCUCAGGCAUAGGUUUGAAAUUUUUCACACUAAAUGCCUACAGCAUCCAAUUUGUGUUUUAUUUCCUCUACAUAAACUUGCAAGUCUCGUUGGCUUUUCUUGUAGCUGAUUUCUUCUCAAAUGUGAAGACUGCUUCAGUUGUUGGCUAUAUGAUGGUAUUCGCAAGUGGCCUUUUGGGUGGCUUCCUUUUCGAACCCUUUUUGCAGGAUCCUUCAUUCCCAAGAGCUGGGAUAAUUGCUAUGGAGUUGUUUCCUGGAUUUGCUCUUUAUCGUGGGUUAUAUGAGUUCGCUCAGUCAGCCUUUGAAGGAAAUUAUUUGGGAACAGAUGGAAUGCGGUGGAAAGAUGUAAUGAAGAGCAACAGCGGAAUGAGAGAGGCCAUGAUCAUCAUUGCAGUAGAAUGGGUAGUCGUUCUUGCUGUUGCUUGUUAUGUAAAUCAGGUAAUGUCAUCAGGACGAAGUCCUCUGUUUUUCUUGCGGCGACGCCGGAAGAAUCUCUCAUCAUCCUUCCGGAAACCAAGCUUAAAGAGGCAGGAUUCAAAGGUUUUUGUUCAGGUGGAUAAACUUGAUGUUGAUAAAGAGCGGGAGAAGGUCGAGCAGUUGCUACUUGAAUCAAGUACAGAUCAUGCCAUCAUCUGCGAUAAUCUGAAAAAGAUCUAUCCAAGUAGAGAUGGCAACCCGGAAAAAUUUGCAGUUAGGGAGCUCUCACUUGCUUUACCAUAUGGGGAAUGCUUUGGCAUGCUCGGUCCAAACGGUGCAGGCAAAACCUCAUUUAUUAAUAUGAUGAUUGGACUCAUAAAGCCUACCUCUGGAACUGCAUACAUUCAAGGGAUGGAUAUACUAACCAAUAUGAAUAGAAUAUACACCAGCAUGGGCGUGUGCCCCCAGCAUGAUUUGCUGUGGGAAACAUUAACGGGAAGGGAGCAUCUCCUUUUCUACGGGAGGCUUAAAAAUCUCAAAGGCGCGACUCUAACGCAAGCAGUGGAAGAAUCUCUCAAGAGUGUGAACUUGUUCUAUGGUGGAGUGGCAGACAAACAAGCCGGAAAGUACAGCGGAGGCAUGAAGAGGAGGCUCAGCGUUGCCAUUUCACUCAUUGGAGAUCCAAAAGUGGUGUACAUGGACGAACCAAGCACCGGACUCGAUCCGGCCUCAAGAAACACGUUGUGGAAAGUCGUAAGACAAGCGAAACAAAACCGAGCUAUAAUUCUCACAACGCAUUCUAUGGAAGAGGCGGAGCAUUUAUGCGAUCGCUUGGGAAUAUUUGUUGACGGCAGUUUGCAAUGCAUUGGAAACCCGAAAGAGUUGAAGGCGAGGUAUGGGGGAUCAUAUGUAUUUACAAUUACGACAUCCCCGGACCACGAGGAAGAAGUCGAAAGAUUAGUGCAUCGCCUAUCUAGGAAUGCGACAAAGAUAUACCAAAUAUCGGGCACACAAAAGUUUGAACUGCCAAAGAAUGAUGCAAAAAUAGCGCAAGUGUUUGCUGUUGUCGAGGAUGCAAAGAGCCGGUUUGCUGUUCAAGCAUGGGGUCUUGCAGACACUACAUUGGAGGAUGUCUUUAUUAAGGUUGCCCGAGGGGCGUCGGCCGGUGACACCCUCUCGUGAUUAUUGUGGAACCGUAGCAAAUUUGUGGAUUAUAUUUACAUAUAUUCGCGGAAGUAUAUAGAUACAUAGUUUUCAUUACAUGGACAAGUUUAAAACAUCAUUGGAUUCGCACAUAUAAAUUAUGUGCAUGGUUGUAUACUUGUAUGCUUUUAUACAAAUAUUGUCUCCGAGAUAGCCAUUUAAAUACAUUAAAAUAAUACUCUCUCCGUCUCA